Molecule: messenger RNA, 3082 nt
Organism: Dicentrarchus labrax (European seabass)
Lineage: Eukaryota; Metazoa; Chordata; Actinopteri; Moronidae
Product: gastrula zinc finger protein XlCGF8.2DB-like
Exons: 3
Coding region: 1-879 (292 amino acids)
Biological process (GO): regulation of transcription by RNA polymerase II
Molecular function (GO): DNA-binding transcription factor activity; RNA polymerase II cis-regulatory region sequence-specific DNA binding
Source: RefSeq, a predicted model, not a curated record
AUGAAAAUCCACAAAGACAAACCUUUCAGCUGCUCAGUGUGCGAAUCAUUCAGCUGCUCAGUGUGUGGUAAAAGCUUUAUUCAGAAGAGUAAUCUGCGGUUACACAUGAGAACUCACACAGGUGAGAAACCAUUCAGCUGCUCGGUGUGCGGUAAAAGCUUUAUUCAGAAGAGUAAUCUGCAGUUACACAUGAGAACUCACACUGGUGAGAAACCUUAUGGCUGCUCAGUUUGCAGUAAAUGCUUCACUCUAAACCGUAAUCUGCAGGAUCACAUGAAAACUCACACAGGUGAGAAACCUUUCAGCUGCACAGUUUGCAACAGAAGCUUCAGUCAAAAGAUUCAUCUGCAGGAACACAUGAUAACUCACACAGGUGAGAAAUUAUUCAGUUGUUCAGUGUGCAAUAAAAGUUUUACACUACAACGUACUGUGCAGAAUCACAUGAAAACUCACACAGGCGAGAAACCCUUCAGCUGCACAGUUUGCAACAGAAGCUUCAGUCAAAAGAUUCAUCUGAAGGAACACAUGAGAACACACACAGGAGAGAAACCUUUUGGCUGCUCAGUUUGCAGUAAAAAUUUCUCUAUGAAGCAUAAUCUGCUUGAACACAUGAAAACUCACACAGGUGAGAAACCAUUCAGCUGCUCAGUGUGUGGUAAAGGCUUCAGUCAAAAUAGUGAUGUGCAGAGACACAUGAGAACUCACACAGGGGAUAGACCCUACCACUGCUUAGUGUGCAAGAAAAGUUUCAGUCAAAAUAAUCAUCUGCAUUCACACAUGAGAACUCACACAGGUGAAAAACCAUUCAGCUGCUUAGUGUGCAAGAAAAGCUUCAGUCAAAAGAUUCAUCUGCAGUCACACAUGAGAAUACAUGAGUAGCAGCAGGCAAUAAAGGAGCCUGUUCAACAAGUUAUCUAUCUGUUUAGUCGGUUUAUAUUAUGUUCAGGAGCUUUAAAACAAAGUUUUUUGAGGGGUUUUUGCCACAUUUGUCAGUCUUGGAUACAUUUAAGCCUUUACCUGAGGGGGAUAAUGAUUCGGUUUUUGUUUUUAUUUUGGUGUAUGUUGGAGUCUCAGAAUAUGUAGCUCAGCCUGUUAGGUGUGACAAGAAUAAUGUUUUUUUCUUUUAAAUGUAUUUAUUUAUUACACAGAACCAGUCAUUUUCAUCCUAUCUAAGAGUUUUGGAACCACACUGAUUUGCUAGCUUUGUGCUAUUAAAUCAUGUAUUGUUGGCUAAUAUAAACGCUGUUUGUCAUAAUACAUAAGUUUGUAUCAUGGAUCAUGUUAGUCAUUUUGCAAGCUAACAUUGACCAUAGAUAAUAUUUUGCUACCAAUAAUGUUAGCAAGUAAGCAUAUUAGGCCAGCCAGCUUGGGUGAAGGCUAGGCCUGUCUAACCCUUACUACUAGUCAUAGGAAGGAAUGUUCCUGGUAAUCAUGUAAUCCUCAGUCUACAGUCCGUAUGUAGGACUUUAUGCACUUUAUGGAAUGGCUUUUAGUGCAUUUAAAAGAAUAAUUUGGGGCACUGUUUUCCCACUAAUUGUGUAAACCGAUGGCCGAUGUUUAAUUUUAAAUUCAAUGCAUAACAAUAAGAGUACAGAACAGCUGAUAAACUGAACAAUGAACCCAAACAGUGACCACAAUAAGUGCAGGAAAUUUAUGUAAAGCCAGAGAUUUUAUAAUAUUUGCUGUGAAUAUUGAUCAGAGUUGUGUUUUCCUGAUAUUUUUAUACAAUUAUCUGUCUGUAUUCUGUAUUUUCUAUCAUUUUUUAACAGCAAUACAUACUUCAAAAGCUUCUUUUAUGACAAAUUCAGUGUUUUCCUUUCCCUGAUGCUUGUUCUAGUUGGUUGUUUUUACUUUUCCUAUGCAGGAUGAGCUUGUUUAUAUAGCUUGUGUUCAAGGUUUAUAUUAUUUAUUCUUCACAGAAAUUAAUGAAAUGCUGAGAUAUAGGCUUGCUGUGUAUAUUUUUAAAGUUUUCUUACACCCCUUACAAUCAAGAAGGUCUUUCGACCCAUAGUGGGGGUCACGGCCCCCGGUUUUAGGGAAUAUAAUCGACCAUUUGAAAUGCCAAACUUCUUUACCUCUUAAACACUUUACAGACUUAUAACUCUGCAACAUGGGGGUAUCCAACGUGGUUCCUGAGGGCAGCUGGUAGCCUGUGAGUAGCCUAUGAGUAUUCACUGAGCAUGUUCUGUAAUCUUCUUAAUCUUUCAAGGAAGUAGGAACUGGUUCUGUUGUGUCAGAACAUUUAAAUACAUUACCAAUAUGUUUCAUUAAUUAAAAGUAGAGCAGAUUUUUUAUAAGACCCGACCUGCAACCACUCCAACAAUGGUUCCGCCCUGUAUAUGAAAAUUACUAAAGGUCAAAAUCCACGCUGUGUGUUAAAUCCAAACAUGUUUCAAAAACCUAUUCCACAUGAUGCAGGUGGCCCUGAAACAUCCUCCCAGACACAAAUAAAGUAUUCAGUGCACAUUCAAUAAAAUGAAACUUAGAUUAGAGUAGGACGUUCCUCUUUGAUAAAGCUUAUAGUUCCUGAACCAUCCCUUAGUUAUGCUGCUAUAGGCCUAGACUAUCGGGGGAUUUCCCAUGGUGCACUGAGCUCCUCUCUUCCUCUCUCUUUCUGCACUCAUUCAUGUCCCAUUAAUGCAUGUUACUAACUUCACUUCUUCCCCGGAGUUCUUGUGCUUUCUCAUCUCGCAGGUUCUCAUGGAUCCUGGUGGAGCCUCCUGCCAUGGUCCUGCUAGAUUGCCAUUGCCAAUACUGUUGUUGCUGUGCACCUGUCUGUCUGUCUGUCUGUCUGUCGGUCUCUCUCUCUCUCUCUCUCUCUCUCUCUCUCUCUCUCUCACCCCAACUGGUCGAGACAGACGACCACCCACCUAGAGCCGGAGGAUCUGUCCUAGGUUUCUGCCUUUUAACAGGCAGUGUUUCCUUGCCCUUGUCGCCAAGGUCUUGCUCAUGGUGGUACUGUUGGGUCUCUGUAAAUAAUGUUAUAAAGAGUUCGGUCUAGACCUGCUCUAUUUGAAAAGUGUCCUGAGAUAACUUCUGUUAUGAAUUGGUGCUAUACAAAUAAAAUUGAAUUGAAUUGAAA